AGCCCACCCACAGCCAUGGCAGCCCUGGCGGCUGGCAUCUCCAAGCAGCGGGCAGCAGCUGAAGGGCUCGGCACCAACCAGAAAGCCGUGAAAUACUUGGGUCAGGACUUCGAGGCUCUGAGACAGCAAUGCUUGGACUCAGGGGUCUUAUUUAAGGACCCCGAGUUCCCAGCAUGCCCAUCAGCCUUGGGCUACAAGGAUCUUGGACCAGGCUCCCCGCAAACGCAAGGCAUUGUCUGGAAGCGGCCCACGGAAUUGUGUCCCAGCCCUCAGUUUAUCGUUGGUGGAGCCACGCGCACAGACAUUUGUCAGGGGGGUCUAGGUGACUGCUGGCUCCUGGCGGCCAUUGCCUCCCUCACCUUGAAUGAAGAGCUACUUUACCGGGUGGUCCCCAGGGACCAGAAUUUCCAGAAGAGCUAUGCGGGAAUCUUUCAUUUUCAGUUCUGGCAGUACGGAGAGUGGGUGGAGGUGGUCGUGGACGACAGGCUGCCCACCAAGAAUGGGGAGCUGCUUUUCCUGCACUCCGAAGAGGGCAGUGAAUUCUGGAGCGCCCUGUUGGAGAAGGCCUACGCCAAGCUCAACGGUUCUUAUGAGGCCCUCACUGGAGGGUCCACAGUGGAGGGGUUUGAGGAUUUCACGGGCGGCAUCUCUGAGUUCUAUGACCUGAAGAAACCUCCAGCCCAUCUGUAUCAGAUCAUCAGGAAGGCCCUCCGUGCGGGGUCGCUGCUGGCCUGCUCCAUUGAUGUCUCCAGUGCAGCCGAAACAGAAGCCAUCACCAGACAGAAGCUGGUUAAGAGUCACGCAUACUCUGUCACUGGAAUCGAGGAGGUGGAGCUCCGUGGCUGUCCAGAGAAGCUGAUCAGACUCAGGAAUCCAUGGGGCAAAGUGGAGUGGACGGGAGCCUGGAGUGACGACGCCCUGGAGUGGAAUUACAUAGAUCCCAGGCAGAGAGAAGAGCUGGACAAGAAAGCCGAGGAUGGCGAGUUUUGGAUGUCUUUUUCGGAUUUCUUGAGGCAGUUCUCUCGGCUGGAGAUCUGCAACCUGUCCCCGGACUCCCUGAGCAGCGAGGAGGUGCACAAAUGGAACCUGGUCCUGUUCAAUGGCCGCUGGACGCGGGGCUCCACUGCUGGCGGCUGCCAGAACUACCCAGCCACUUACUGGACCAAUCCCCAGUUCAAAAUCCAUUUGACCGAAGUGGACGACCACCAGGAGGAAGGCGUCGGUGAACCCUGCUGUACGGUGCUGCUGGGUCUGAUGCAGAAGAAUCGCAGACGACAGAAAAGGAUCGGACAGGUUUUGCUGAGCAUUGGCUUUGCCAUCUACAAGGUCCCCAAAGAGCUGGAGAGUCACACAGACGUGCACCUGGGCCAGCACUUCUUCCUGGGCCACCAGCCAUCAGCCCGCUCCAGCAUCUAUGUCAACCAGCGGGAGGUCUCAGCCCGGGUCCGGCUCCCCGCCGGGGAGUACGUGGUGGUGCCCUCCACCUUCGAGCCCUUCCAGGAUGGAGACUUCUGCCUGAGGGUGUUCUCGGAGAAGAAGGCCCGGGCCCUGGAAAUUGGGGACGUGGUCACUGGAAAGCCACAUGAGCCACAUCCCAGCGACGGGGAUGAAGAAGACAUCCAGUUCCAGAGCCUGUUGAAGCUUGCAGGGGAGGAUUCUGAGAUCAGUGCCAAUGAACUCAAGACGAUUCUGAAUGAGGAGUUUUCCAAACGAACAGACAUAAAAUUCGAUGGAUUCCACAUCAACACUUGCAGGGAGAUGAUCAGCCUGAUGGAUAGCGACGGGACAGGCACCUUGGGACACGUGGAAUUCAAGUUGCUGUGGUUGAAGAUUCGGAAGUACCUGGAGAUCUAUCUGGAAACGGAUUAUAACCACUCGGGAACUAUCGAUGCCCAUGAGAUGAGGACAGCCCUCAAGAAGGCAGGAUUCGUGCUCAGCAACCAGGUACAGCAGACCAUCGCCACACGGUACGCUUGCAGCAAACUCAGCGUCGACUUUGAUGGCUUUGUUGCUUGUAUGGUCCGCCUGGAGACCCUUUUCAAACUGUUCAAGCUUCUGGACAAGGACCAGAAUGGCGUUGUCCAGCUCUCCCUGGCUGAGUGGCUGUGCUGUGUGUUGGUCUGACCCAGGAUUCUGGACAUCGGCAAUGCUUCCCGACAGCCUGCCUACCUCUUUUCUCCCCUUCUUUACAAUUUUGUGGACGUGUAUCCUCAAAUGGCAUUUAUUGGUCAUUCAUCUCUUCCUUGCCUGUCAUUGUUCCCUGUGAUCCUGGCCUGUCCCGCUGGAGCAGUCAGGGAACCCAGGGUCUCUUUCAGCAGCAUUGAAGCUGAGCCCGGGGCCCGGUAGAGGGACAGAAAUCAAUUAAACGUGUGAGCCCAAAUGGUUUCCGCUUUUCUCUUGUGAUAUGCAAUCUGGGAGUGCCUUGGGCUUUUCAUACUUUAGGAAAAGAACAUGUUCUUGGGACAUUACUUGGCUCACAGCUGCUGAAAGAUGGGGAAUGUGGGUGAAUUUCUUGGAGGAGAGGCUUCCUACAGAUGGAGUUGCUUCCAGGGCCCAUCUUCUGGAAAGGAGCUGGCUCCAGCCCUCCCGAGGGUGGGCUGCUGGGAGAACAGGCCUCUCUUUCUCGCUUUCAGGUGGGAAAAGUACUGUAUUACGCGCAUCAGUGUCUCCCGAGUCUAAAGGAAAAUGCUGUCUGAGGGGAAUUCUUACCUGACAAAUAACUAGAGGGGAAAUGCAAUUUAGGGAGAGUUCCAUUCAUCAGACGGUGGCGAAGGAGAUGUAUUUGUUUCACCAGCCUGUGGGGCGCAGAGGAAAAGGAGUCCUUCCUUGUCCAGUCAGGGCUACGAGGGAGCUUUCAUUGGCAGGACUCAGCAGAUUAAGGCAACGGGCAGUGUCGCUUUUUGGUGUGGCCUCGCCAUUGCCUCUGGAAGUGGCUGCAUCUCAGGAGAAUGGGUCCCUCAUGAAAUCCAUGCUCCUCUGUGUGGAUUUCGCAGAAUUUCCCCCCGCCAGCUGCACUUGUCCUGUCAGAGAUACAGAGGACAAACUGAUGAGUGCCAGAGAUGAGGAAGUGGAGGCACAAACUGGCAGGAAGAUGACAUUCCAGGAAAUCGAUAGAAAUGUGCUCAAAGGUUAACGCCAGAGGCCCGUGAUGACGCCAAGCCCAGGGAGGGGACUGUCAAACUUCCUCUGCAGGAGACAUUGCCAAUUCAAGUGAGAGCGCCACAGGGAUCAGAAGGACCGUGAAAGCGGGUAGCUGGUGUUUGGCUAAGGCAUGGUGACCCAGGGACACUCGUCUGUGCCAGGAGCCCAGGAGCUUUGGGGCAGAAGAGCUCAUCCCUAUGAACGGUGACUUCCCUGAGGACACACUUCUGGGAUGGUCCACGGGGGCUGUUAUUCUAUAAUCUGCGCAGAAGCUUGGCAGCAUCACUGGGACAUGGGCGGGCCCUGUCCAGGCUCUCCCAGGGUUCCAGUGGGUCUGAAGCUGGACAGGAGUAGAAGCUCAACGUUGGGGGACCGGAGAAGACGGUGACCACAUGCCCCCCGCCAGUCUGGCCAUCUCUACAGCCCUGGGCCGGAAGAGUGGAGGGAGGGGCCUCCAGCAUGAAUCAAUAUGGAGUCGUGACUAUUCCUCCGGGCUGGCGUUUUGAUUAUUAAGCCAAGACUUGUGAGUACUGGAGAACUGUUUGAAUUACUCAAGAAUGAUCAGAGAGCCGUGGGAACUGCCACGUUUUCACCCAGGCGUAGGGGAAGAUGGGCUUCUGGGAAUGCAUUUUUUAAAAAUUAGGAG
This is a messenger RNA of Hipposideros armiger (great roundleaf bat), 3787 nucleotides long. It is a transcript of the gene CAPN8, whose product is annotated as calpain 8. Gene Ontology annotation, molecular function: calcium ion binding; calcium-dependent cysteine-type endopeptidase activity. The transcript is spliced from 27 exons. Gene Ontology annotation, cellular component: cytoplasm. The record is from RefSeq and is a predicted model, not a curated record. NCBI's taxonomy places the organism in Eukaryota, Metazoa, Chordata, Mammalia, Chiroptera, Hipposideridae. Gene Ontology annotation, biological process: proteolysis. The coding region runs from base 16 to 2124 and encodes 702 amino acids.